Messenger RNA from Rhea pennata, 1646 nucleotides. RefSeq names its product intraflagellar transport 46 (gene IFT46). Lineage: Eukaryota; Metazoa; Chordata; Aves; Rheiformes; Rheidae. The record is from RefSeq and is a predicted model, not a curated record. Gene Ontology annotation, cellular component: centrosome; motile cilium; intraciliary transport particle B. The transcript has 10 exons. The coding region runs from base 139 to 1305 and encodes 388 amino acids. Gene Ontology annotation, biological process: intraciliary transport; cilium assembly.
CCAGGGAGCGCUGAUGGGAGGCUCUGUACCACCAUAGAGGCUUGGCGGGACGGGAGCCCGGCGGGCCGCUCUGGCUGCGGGCGGCUAGCGAGGCGAGGUCUCGCGCGAGCUGGUCGCCAUGGCGACGCCGCGGGCGCCAUGGCGGAGCCGCGGGCGCUGGAGACCCGCCUCGUCGAGGACCAGCCGUACGACGAGAGCCUGGAGCUGCCCGAGGCCGAGGAGGCGGGCGGCGCGGUGUGGCGGCCGCCCGGGGCCCGCUCGCCGCCGCCGGGGCGCCGCCGGGGCCGCCGCGGGCCGGGGCCGCCGCGGGCGGGCGGCGGAGUCCCGCGGGCGCGGCCCGGCCGCAGCAGCGACGAGGAGGGCGGCGGCAGCAAGGUAGGAGCGGGCGCAAUUGCGGCGGGGCGCGGCCCGGCCCGGCCCGGCCCGGCCCAGCUCGGCGCUCUCACCCAGGAGGAGGCGGUGCCGCGCCGCGCCGCGGCCCCCAGCGAGGACGAGGACGACGACGACGACGAUGAGGACGAGAGCUCCGAGAGCGACUCGGCCGACGACGAGGAGGAGGAGCGCGGCGCCGCGCUGGCGGGUGCCUACAACCCAGCAGACUAUGAUUAUCUGCCAGUAUCUGCUGAAAUUAAAGAACUCUUUGAAUAUAUAAGGAGGUACACUCCCCAAAUAAUAGAAAUCGAACACAAACUGCAGCCUUUCAUUCCAGACUUCAUUCCUGCUGUUGGAGACAUUGAUGCAUUCUUAAAGGUUCCACGUCCGGAUGGCAAACCUGACAACCUCGGCCUGCUCGUCCUAGAUGAACCAUCUACAAAGCAGUCAGAUCCCACAGUGCUCUCUCUUUGGUUAACAGAGAAUUCCAAACAACACAACAUCACACAGCAGAUAAAAGUGAAGAGUAUAGAGAAUGCAGAAAAGAACCCCAAAGCCAUUGACAACUGGAUCGAAAGCAUCAGUGAGCUGCAUCGUUGCAAACCACCUGCCACUGUCCAUUACACUAGACCAAUGCCUGACAUUGAAACUCUCAUGCAGGAAUGGUUACCAGAAUUUGAAGAACUCCUGGGAAAGGUGGGCCUCCCAACUGCAGAGAUAAGCUGUAGCCUGACAGAGUACAUUGACAUGAUAUGUGCCAUUCUGGACAUCCCUGUGUACAAGAGUCGGAUCCAGCCUUUGCACGUCCUUUUCACUCUCUACUCGGAAUUCAAGAACUCGCAGCAUUUCAAAUCUCUGGCUGAAGGGAAGAAGGCUAGGAGCCCUCCAUCCAACCCAGCUUCCCAAGAAGCAGAAGUGUUAAGCUUUACAUGAAGCUUCACCUUAAAUCUUGAGCUCCUGGAUCAAUAUCUGCUGCUGGGUGUAGAGAUUUGACCAAAUGAACUCCUAAGGCAAAGCACAGCGUUCCAAAAGUCUCCCAUAUUUUAUGGGCACUGCUAAGCUGCUAGGGAAUCAUAGAAUAGAGUUUUACUCAUGGCAUUUGUUGCAGAUGCUGCCUGAUCCCUCCGUUGUGACUUGUCCCCAAGAAAUACAGCAUUAUACUAGCUCUACCAAAUGGGAGACUCUACAUGACACAUUACAGAAUACAGACUCGUAGAGUACACCUGACGAGCACUACAGCAGGUGGAAAUAAAUUCUAUGCUCAGACACCAAAA